Messenger RNA from Ostreobium quekettii, 3219 nucleotides. The record is from the annotation of a GenBank genome assembly. NCBI's taxonomy places the organism in Eukaryota, Viridiplantae, Chlorophyta, Ulvophyceae, Bryopsidales, Ostreobiaceae.
AUGGGCGCCGGCUUGUCCGUCGUGCAGGACUCCGCGACCGUGGGCGACCCCGGCAAGCCUCUCAUGAUCUUCGGCUUUCCGCCCAUCAACGGCACCACCAGCUCCGCGUCGCCGUUCGUGAGCAAGCUGGAGACGUUCCUGCGCAUGGCGGACAUCGACUACGAGGCCACGGCGGGCAUCACGGGUGCGCCCAAGGGCAAGGUGCCUUAUAUCAAACAAGGGGACGUCAUCCUGGGCGACUCCACGUUCAUCUGCGAGUACCUAAAGAACACGUACAAGGGAAAGCUGCAACUGAAUGAGCCAGACACGGAAGAGAAGAAGGCGAUGGCCAUUGCAUGCCAACGCAUUUGCGAGGACCAUCUGUACUGGGGUCUUUUGUACUACCGUUGGGGAACAGCAAAGGGGUUCCGAGGCAUGAUGGAGUACAUGUCCAAGCUGCUGCCAGCGCCGCUGUCCUGGAUACUUCCAAGAAUUGUUCGCCGCAGGCUGCUGAAGUCGCUGUACGACCAGGGACUGUCCAGGCACUCCGAGAACGACGUGAUCUUCCUGCUGACAUCCAGCAUGGCCGCCCUGUCCGGCGUCCUGGGCGAAAAGCGUUACGUGACGGGUGACGCGCCGUGCCCCGCCGACGCCAGCGUCUUCGGCAUGCUGGACAAUUAUCUUAAUGAUGAUCUGGAUCUGGAAACGGCGCGGAUAGUGAAACGCUUCCCCAACCUCGUGCGUUACGUCGAGGACAUUGGCAAGGCGCACUACCCCAAGGGGAACCCCUCAAAAUUGCAUCCAGGCAGAGAAAUAGGAAAGAAGACAAAGCACGAACUCAUCGGGAAGGCGAGGUGCAGCGCUUUGCCUCCUGAGCCGGAGCAGGGCCUCGGCGCCUUUGCGAAGGUCGCGGACGUACUUUGGUGCACUGAUACCGUGUGCAACGAGGAGGUGGGGAAGGGCUUGGCCAGCGACCUGCUGAGAGAGGACAGUUUUGACAAGUGCCAGGACGUGUGCGUAACACCAAGGUCUGAGACCUUCAUGGACUGCAUUGUCGACCGAGGCGUUGUCUCCUGCCAUCCUUUGCAGGAAGGGAUGGGCUCCGGAUGGCAACCCAGUGAGGCACGCAAGGCAACCAAGAGCGAGCUGCCCGAUUCCUGUCAGGAGGACCAGCCUGAUCCAGGGCGAGCGAGUGGCCGAGUGCCGAGCGAGCGACAGGCCUCAGUGGAGACGGAUGGGACUGAGGGUACUGAUGAGAUUUUGGAAGACUGCGAAUCAUUCUCUGAGCCGGGAGCCACAGAUGUGAUCUUUGUCAGGGAUGAUGUGGCCGUUUGGCCAAGUCGCGACGUGAACAGCCGCAUAAUGGGCCGCCUGAGUCUGGUGAAACAACACUCUGUGCUGUUCAUUGCGUGGCUGCCAUACAGCAAAGGCGCAUUGAACGAGGACGGCACAUUCCAAUUGGACAGCCAGACGGAUAACAGUGAGGCAGACAGGGAAAGAGGAAGAACCAUGUAUGCAGUUCAUCCGAUUCCCGUGUCUGACAUCAAAGCCAUUACCCGCCAGACGCCCACCAUCGGAUACCACACCAUGAUAAUUGUCCUGAACUCGGGCCUUACUUUGCCGCCACUGUACUUCUACAAUGGUGGUGUGCGGAGCCUGAUUAGUGCCCUCAGGGAGCAUGUCCUGCUCUUCAAGUCAGCUUCCGACCGAAACACCUACCUCGUGAAUGACACGGCCGACCCGCUCCAGCGUAGCUUGAACUGCCUGGACCUCACAGACGUCCUGCUCGGUGCACCACCCCCUGGUGCCUCCUCAACCUUCCACCCAUCGUCUCUGCCAGGCAACGGCGGGGCAGAGGUGGAAAUGACAGAGCAGAGCUGGAAGGGGCUGUCGUUUCAGCUGUCGGAGAGGUUCUCAAGGAUCACCAGGAUUGCUAAGGACACCACAUCAAGCUUUUUUGGAGCUGGGGAUGGCCCAGACGGGUUUGCAGACCUGGUCCCUGUGGCCGCCAGCAUGCCCUCACUGGAGCAGCUGCACUCGCUCGAGGUGCCCUGCCAGGCCGUCGACCAGCAGCCACAGAGCAGCUUCAUUAAAGAAAAUGAUGCCUCCCAUGGAGGGGAAUUCUGCCCAGAAGGGAGCAUCAGUCUUUGCGCCACAUGUGCCGAAGAAGCCGCCUCCAACGAGGCUGCCACAGCUGUGGGCAUGUUCGAGGUGAUCGACAUGCAGCUGAAGGACGAAAGCAGCACAGGCAGCACACAGCCCUGGUGCCCGCCGGUUUCGCUGGCAGAGUGGGCCACAUGGUUUGAUGGCGAGGGGCGCCUCGUGGACAUGCCCAGCUUCAGGGAGAAGGUGUUCUACGGAGGGGUGGAAACAGGUCUGCGGAAGGAGGCCUGGAAGUUCCUGCUGAAUUACUACCCGCCGGAGAGCACUGUCACGGAGCGCUGUGAAACGGCACAGAAGAAAGUGGAGGAAUACAAGACGCUAAAACUACAAUGGACAUCCAUAUCUGAGGCACAGGAGAGGCGCUUUGGCAAGUGGCGCGAAAGGAAGAAACGUGUGGACAAGGAUGUGUGCCGCACUGACCGUUCCCACCCUUUCUUCAAGAGUGAGAGGGCCGGGAGCCUCAAGGUGCUGCGCAACGUGCUGCUGACAUACACAAUGUUCAAUUUCGACCUGGGGUACUGCCAGGGUAUGUCAGACCUGGCUUCUCCGAUCGUUUAUGUGAUGUGUCGAGACGUGAAGACGAAGGACCAGACGCGAUGGGCGGAAGUUGAGGCGGAGGCAUUUUGGUGUUUUGCGGGGUUGAUGGAAUGGCUCGAGUGCAACUUCCACACAGACCAGCGUGGGAUGCAUGCACAGCUGGUGUCCCUCAGGAAGCUGCUGCAGCUGCUCGACCCCCAGCUGUAUGCCUUUCUAGAGAGGAAGGACUGCCUGAACUUCUUCUUCUGCUUCCGGUGGCUGCUCAUACACUUCAAGAGGGAGUUCCCCUUUGAUGAGGUCCUUCGCCUGUGGGAGGUGCUGUGGUCUCGCCACCUAUCAGAGCAUUUCCACCUCUACAUGUGCAUCGCGAUCUUGAUGCACCACCGGCGUGCCAUCAUGGAUGCAGACUUCGAAUUCGAUGAGCUGCUGAAGUUCUGUGUGGAGCUCAGCGGCAGCAUUGACCUCAAGGCAACCCUGCGCCUGGCCGCCCUGUUGCGCCUGUACAUUGGACCUGUCGAAAAGGAAUGCCUGGGUGACUAA